Molecule: messenger RNA, 780 nt
Organism: Vigna unguiculata (cowpea)
Lineage: Eukaryota; Viridiplantae; Streptophyta; Magnoliopsida; Fabales; Fabaceae
Molecular function (GO): zinc ion binding; nucleic acid binding
Source: RefSeq, a predicted model, not a curated record
AUGCUACAAAUGGAGGAGAGUGAUCAAAUUUGUGAGUAUUUCACCAAAAUACUCACAAUUACGAACCAAAUGAAGAGUUGUGGAGAAACCAUCACGGAGCUGAUGAUUGUAGAGAAGAUCAUGCGCUCCUUGCCGAGGAAAUUUGACUAUAUUGCAGUAGCAAUAGAGGAAUCACAUGACUUGGCAGCAAUGAAAGUUGAAGAAUUGCAAAGUUCCCUUGAAGCACAUGAAAUGAGGUUGGUCAACAGAAGUCCGAUCAAGAAUUCCGAGCAAGCGUUGAAAGCACACCAUCUCAAGUAUGAUGAAAGAAAGAAACAAGGCAGAUGGAAAGGAAAACGAACACAGAAUACGUGGAAGAAUCGUAGAUAUGAGCACGAUUCUGAUCAACCCGAUGCCUCUGAGAAAAAAGGUGGAUCAUGGAAAUGCCACAAGAAGAAAGGGUAUGAUAAAAGAAAUAUUGAAUGCUUCAAUUGCCACAAGAAAGGACACUAUGCCAAUGAGUGUUAUGCUGACAGAGGAAAACAGAAAAAACAUCAAGAUAAGGAAGUGCAUGUGGUGCAAGAAGAAUCUGAUUCAGAUCCACUAACUCUGAUGGUUACGAAUUUUGCAGAAGAAACACACACAAAGUCAUGGUUUCUUGAUUCAGGAUGUUCGAAUCACAUGAUAGGUCACAAAGAAUGGCUCGUAAACUUUGAUUCAUCAAAGAAGAGUAAGGUGAAAUUUGCUGAUGAUAGCACAUUAAGAGUGGAGGGAGUGGGUGACGUUGUGAUCGUGAGGUAG